Messenger RNA from Hyaloscypha bicolor E, 1430 nucleotides. RefSeq lists its product as uncharacterized. The transcript has a single exon. NCBI's taxonomy places the organism in Eukaryota, Fungi, Ascomycota, Leotiomycetes, Helotiales, Hyaloscyphaceae. The record is from RefSeq and is a predicted model, not a curated record. The coding region runs from base 59 to 1288 and encodes 409 amino acids.
GCUCUUUCUCUUUGUCAACUUUUCCCCAACCCUCUAGACGCUCUCCCCUGCCUCUACGAUGUCGUCCAGCAUCUUAUACCACUCAAUGCUCUAUCCAAAACUACCCCACAUGAGUAACCGCAAGUCCGCUCACCUCCUCGUCCGAAGACCAUCUAUUCCACAAUGCCACACUCGCUAUUCCAUCUCCAAUCGGCGGUUCAACCACUCCACUACCACCUUCCCUGUCCCGAAAUACUCCCCAGCACCCCAAAUUCUCAUUCCUCAAUUCUAUUAUCCACGGAUUCGUGGCUGGUGUCCCUUCAUGUCUGCCCCCAUCCCCAGGCGGCGCCUCGAUCAAGGGGGUCUCCUAAGAGUCGUGUCCUGGAAUAUUGAUUCCAAAGGAGUAGUGAGAGCAGCUCGAGCCUCUUUUGCCAUGGGCUACUUAGAAGAAAUCUUUAGAGACGCAUCUUCUCCACUGGUCAUUACGCUCCAAGAGGUCCACCGCGAGUCACUCUCGGCUAUCGUCAAACACCAAUGGGUCAGAGAGAAUUUCGCAGUAUCAAAUAUGCAUGUGGCCCGGAACUUCUCCACAACUAUAAUGGUUUCUCGGCAUAUCCGGACGGACUGGCGGUUCCGCAUUCCCCUGCGAGGCCUAACAGACAGAGACCUCCUUGCUGUCGACAUCCCGAUUUCUUCCCCCAAAGGGAACUCUGAACACACUAGGAGAAUUCUAAGGCUUUGUAUAACGCACCUUGACUUGUUCAGGGAUGAGGGGAGAACCUGUCAGCUGGCUCAAGCCUCUGCACUGCUGAAGGCACCACCAACUCGCCAUUCCGAAAUUCUGGCGGGGCUACUGAGAGCGAACCUGAAUCAAGACUGCCCCUUCUUUGCUUUGAGCCGCAUGGCAGGUAAUGUCGACUUGUGCGAUUUCUGGGACGACACUACCUAUCCUCCAACUCGCAUUUUAAGGAGACCGACGAGAAACAGCAAGGGAUAUCGAAAACCGAACGUACGUCCCGCGAAACGAAUAGACAAUUUCCUCUACACUGGAAUGAUAGAUGCGGGGCCGUUGUUGGAUGUACAAGAUGUGACUGGAAGGGCUGGGCGUCUUGGGGUCGGCUUGAAGACGACGGUUAGAACUGGAGAAUAUUACUUUAAACGUCGUCUUAAACUCACAAAGAGGGAGCAUGGGUCAAAAUUUCCUCGUAAGUCACACUCUGAUAUCUACCAAGAAGGUGGAAUUCGGAAAGAGCUUGAGGUGUUGGUCAGCAGUCAUGGUGGUAGUGCUAUUGGAAUUAGGGUCCGUUAAGAUUUCCAUGUGGUGGUCCAACGAAUACUAUUUCACGUCGAGAGAUAUCCUUUGAGAGCUUAUGUGAUUUCUACUAUUUAGAUUCUUUUAUAUUUUACACACAUUCUGCAGCAAGUUUCUUCACGUUCCCAAAAUCAGGAAG